Micropterus salmoides (largemouth bass) is the source of this 2273-nucleotide messenger RNA. RefSeq names its product E3 ubiquitin-protein ligase MARCHF2-like. The transcript has 5 exons. The record is from RefSeq and is a predicted model, not a curated record. Lineage: Eukaryota; Metazoa; Chordata; Actinopteri; Centrarchiformes; Centrarchidae. Gene Ontology annotation, molecular function: ubiquitin-protein transferase activity; zinc ion binding. Gene Ontology annotation, biological process: protein ubiquitination. The coding region runs from base 404 to 1150 and encodes 248 amino acids.
GCUGAGGGAUGCUGAGGUAGGUUUGCCCGUUGCUAGUCUGUUAGCCACGUUAGCCGUGUCUGGUAAUCCUGACAGAAACAGCCGUUUCUUUUCAGUUUUUCAGACAAAACCACCCUAAGGAGAUACACUACACGACAUGGAGGGGAUGCAGCGCACGUGGCCGUCUUUUGUAUCCCUUCAUAUCAACAGCUUUUGGUUAGAUGUCAAAGUCAUAGUUUGUAGCUAGGGUUGUCCAGUUAGCUCAACUAGCCUGUGUCUGGUUAACGCAGGGCCAAGGCCAAGGCCAAGCGAGAAAAGGGAGGCCGUCGGGUGGAAAAAGGAGGAGAGGUGUAGGAUAUUGGGUUUUGAUCAGACCAGAGUCGCCUCCACCAUCAUCUUCGUCGCCAUCACCCUCAGCUGAGCCAUGUCUUCGUCAGGGUGCUGCCACCUCCCCGGCUCCCUUUGUGAUUACUCCGGGAACGCCGAAUCUGAUGCCUCCAAGGAUUCGGAGGAGUCUGAUUCUACCGCCCAGGCCCAAUACAUUGCCAAGGUUACGGCUAAAGAUGGCCGCCCACUCUCCACUGUUGUCAAAGCAGUGAGCUUGCAGAGUGAUGUGGGCAUGUGUCGGAUUUGUCAUGAGGGAGCUGGAGGGGAGACGCUGCUCUCACCCUGUGACUGCACUGGCACCCUGGGUAAAGUGCAUAAGAGCUGCUUGGAGAAGUGGCUGUCCUCCUCCAACACCAGCUACUGUGAACUCUGUCACACAGAAUUCACUAUUGAAAGACGACCACAACCACUCACUCAGUGGCUGAAGGACCCAGGCCCUCGCAGUGAGAAGCGCACGCUGCUAUGCGACAUGGCCUGCUUCCUUCUCAUCACACCCCUGGCAGCCAUCUCCGGCUGGCUGUGCCUGAGGGGAGCCCAAGACCACCUGCAACUGAAGAGCAGACUCGAGGCUGUUGGCCUCAUUGCCCUCACCAUCGCGCUCUUCACCAUCUACAUACUCUGGACACUGGUGUCAUUUCGGUAUCACUGUCAGUUGUACUCGGAGUGGAGGAGGACCAAUCAGAAAGUGCGCCUGCUCAUGCCCGACAUGAAAGGGGCGCACACCACCCAACGUUCUGUGCCGACCAAGUCGACCAAGAAAAUGACUGAUGAGACCAUCGUAUGAGUGCAGAAUAAUAAAAAAAAAAAGGCCCACUGAAACACUCUCUAAAAACAAAAUUAAUCAUAUUAAUGAAUUUUUUGCACUUCAUACGGACCAUUCUAAGAGGGGGGGAGCUGCUUUCUCCUUCUGUUUUCUUUUGUUGAAGCACUUGAUGUAAACUACUACAGUAUCGGCGGACCACAAAAGUGGUUUUGGGAACUCAUUCCGGAGUCACGGUUGAUGUUGAAACACAGAGUUGUCGCAGGACAGCGAGUGCUGGGAUGUGUAUGACUGAACACAUGGACAAUGGACUAACCAGCCAGACUGUAUGUUCGUGACAUAAACUUAUGAAAUACUAAGACACAGGCUAAUGUAGCAGGAUAUAACAGAUUCAGCAUGCUACUACAGUAUAAUAUGAAACAUAUUCACUACCUAUAAUUCCCCCAUGCCCCUUCACAAUGUAUUUAGCCAUAUUUGAACAAUGGGCAGCCAAUAGCCCGGCAGAGGAUGAUAACCUAAAAACAUGAUUGACAAAGUCUGUCGCUCAUACCGAUGUUCUUGUCUAUAAUCGGAACCCUUUUAAAGUUUCCUGAUAAAGCUUUGUCAUUGAUAAUGGUCCUGCACAGACAACAGCUAAGGUAUCACAUAUUUAUCACACAUGUUACGGGGUUAGUGAAGAUUGUAGUAUAUGGGAUAACACUAACUGCAGUCGUUAAACGGCAGUGCAGUAAUGUAUAAGGAAAUAGUAUUGAUCGUGUGGAAAAGUGUUUACAAUUGGAUGACGUCUCUCUAUUUGUCAUAAAAGUGCAUUAGCCCUGCUCCACUUGUAAAUGCAUUCAUUAAUUGAGCUGCCUAGCAAUGACCAGUAGUUACGUCCUACAUCACAAGAGAUGCAAUUUUAAAUAGAAGAGAUACAGUGUUCUGAAUAGUGAGAUUACAGACUUUUUGUCAUAUAUAAAACACAGAUGUAUCAGAGCAGGCUGGUACAAAAAAUAAAGGUGCAAAAGAGAAAUGUGUUCUGAGAUGUCAAUCAAUGUAUGCAGCAUAAUGCUAAACAAAGUAUUUUGUGCUAUUGUAGUCUUCCUGCUGCAUCCCCUGGGAAAGUUGGGUUAUUGUGCAAUAAAAAAUGAGGGACUCUUGGACUAAA